GGAAGUGACGUGUGAAACGCUGUCUCCGUGUGAAGCAUGUUGCUAGCGGGGUCACAUUGGACAUGGAUUAAUGCUAUAUAAUAUAAUAAUAAAUCUCUUUGUUUAAACAUUAAAACAGUGGAGACAGUAACAGCAGUGUAAAUGGAGACUUCUAAAGAUGAGCCACAUCUGAGACACGUGGAGCUAGAUGUGUUGAUCCCAAAGAAGAUGCGAGAGAAAGCCAAAGAGAGAUGCGCUCAACACGUGAAUGCGUUUACUGUCUGCUGUAAGGAUUCUGGUAUCUUAAUGCCGUUUAAGUGUCGUGAGGAAAACGCCGCUCUGAAGGAGUGUCUGAUACGCCACUACCAGGAUCCUGAAUUCUUCCAGGAGUGCAAGCAGGAAUAUAUUCAGGAGAAACUGGAAUACCAACAGACUGGGAUUCCAUCCAAGAGCAGGAAACAGAAGUUACCCACCAGUAUGUAGCUGAUGUGUGUUUUUAUCAGUGAAGCGGUAACUGACGGUCCGGCCGGUGUCUCGUGUACAGCAGAAAUCUCUUGUUGUGUUUAUAUUCAUGAUGAGCUCAUAUAUCAAUCACAACUAGCAUCUCAACCUCAUCAAAAUUCAUAGAAUCGCAUCAGAUGCAUGCACGACCUCUGGAGAUUUACUUUCUUAUCAUGUAAAAUAAUGUGGGCUUUAUUUGGUUUGUUUAAAGUACAAAAUGAUUAUUUGAUGUGUUUGUGUUUGGAUGGGUGUGAAGCAGAAGAGAAACGCUGAAAGUCACUUAAACAUCACAGUGUUUAGAUUUACAGCACUGAUUUAUAUUUACUGAAGUGAUUUAGUUUAAUUAGUUUCCUUUAAUAAUUUAAUAACUUUUAUCACUGGACUGCAAAAAACACACAUUUCAUCCUUAAAAUUUUCUACAAUUGUUUUUUUUUUUGCAAUUUCAAAUAAAAUGUCAACUUACCUGU
Misgurnus anguillicaudatus (oriental weatherfish) is the source of this 947-nucleotide messenger RNA. Lineage: Eukaryota; Metazoa; Chordata; Actinopteri; Cypriniformes; Cobitidae. The record is from RefSeq and is a predicted model, not a curated record.